Messenger RNA from Aspergillus caelatus, 1018 nucleotides. RefSeq lists its product as uncharacterized. The transcript has a single exon. Lineage: Eukaryota; Fungi; Ascomycota; Eurotiomycetes; Eurotiales; Aspergillaceae. The record is from RefSeq and is a predicted model, not a curated record. The coding region runs from base 97 to 705 and encodes 202 amino acids.
CAAACAAUCACUGCAAAAUCUUUGCGUGUGUCCAUUAUCACGACUCGAAUUAUCCUAUCACGCUAUCUUCAAAGUCUACAUCCAGAAACCUUCAUCAUGAGCACUCUUGACAAGAUCCACUCCGAUAACAACCCUAAUCAGGGUUUCCAUCCAAGCGCCAGCAAAUCCCAGCAUCUCACAGUCAAGAGCGUAUGUGCAUCUGAGCUCGAUAUCUUCAAAAGGCCAUUGGCUAACCUUUCCAAACAGCAUCAACCCGGCCGCAAGGUCUCUCCCAAAGACUAUGCCCCUGAAUUCCACGCAAAGACGUAUCCUCCUGGAACUGCUCCCGCUAGCAAUUCUUACACUCCCAACACCCAAUCGGAGGUGGGCAGCCAGGCUCAGAACCCCAAUGUUGAGCGAUCUCACGGAAAGGAGUCCGUUAAAACGACUGCCGACCAGAGUUUGCAGGGUGCUACCUCUAAGGAUGUGCAUACCGGUCUAGGCCAGCCUGGAGGCGGCCAGACGAGCGCAGAGCUUCGCCAUGACGGACAACAGCACCGGAAGAACCCUGGUAGUGGCCUUGAGGGUGUCGGAGCAAGCAAGGAACCCCGCACUGAGCGUCAGAUCCCUGGCCUGCGCGGCCUUGAGCGGGAUGAAGCGCAGGGAGGCCAGCAUGGGGACAAGGGUGCGUUGGCUGCUGAAGACAGGCAGCCCGAGUCUGCGUAGACGCUGGACGCGGAAUGGAAGUACAAGCCUCAGACCCAGAGACAGAGAUUCCAGUCUCAGAAACGAUCAUUUGGUAUAAUGUCUUAUAUUAUGUACUAUAAAUUUUGAUGAGCACGGGUAUCACGGUGUUAAUUUGAGCGAGUCAAAAUAUAUAUUGGAAAUCUUCACAUGUCGCACAGAUGAGCCGUAACAGAAGUUCGAUUGUUUGAGUCAGGUCGUCGAGCUAAUGCGACGUGGGCCACUUCUGGUUGAGUCGGCUAUGUCCUUCUGUUUCAGCUUCUUUGGCCAGCUGCGAGCAAUAUCGAUAUUCGCG